AUGUCAUCUCAAACGAGUCAUAACGAAGUCAACAACUUCCUCCGGCUCGCGACCGAGUCCAUCGCCAAAGGCUUCACAGCCGCGGCGCAAGUCGCCCACGAGAUGCACUCUUACAGAGAAAGCUCUAUCGCGGCAAAGAGAGUAUUUACGCUUAAUCCGACCAGUGAAAAAAUGCUACAACUAUUUCCUAAUUUUGCACCUCUUGUUCAAGCAAUUUAUUCGAUAAUUGAGCAAAUUAUGAUUCAAAUCUCAAAAACCGAUGCAGAUCCAAACCUGUGGAUGACACUAGGACACGGAUAUCUUGUUAUCGGAGACUUUCCGAAUGCUUUUUCAGCUUACGCAAGAGCAAUAAGAUUAAAUCCGAAUAAUAACGACAUAUUUUUCCUCUACGCUUAUGGAAUUGUGUAUAAUCACUAUAACUACAAAGAUCACGCACAAAGCUGCUUCACACAAGUUCUGGCGGAGAAAGAAAAAUUUAUUUAUUAUCCAGAUUUGGUCUUUCGAUUUGCCAUUCUACUCCGAUCGAAGGGAGAAUAUGACAAAGCAUUAGAAUUCUUCGAUAUCUCGCUUCAUAAUCCUCCUAACGGUCUAAGUGAUGCAGAUAUUCAAUUCCAACGCGCCUACACGCUCAGUCUCAAGCGUGAUAACAAUUCCGCGUUCCAGAUAUAUCAGACUCUCUACCAGCACUAUCCAAAUUCCAUUGAAGCCGUUGAACAAUAUGUUUGGUUUUUAUAUCUCAACAAAAACAAUACAAUGCCAAACGACGAAAUACAGAAAAUUAUCAACGAGCACCGCGACCACCCGAAUCUUACAAUUCUAAGCGCCAGAAUCGCAAUGAAAGAGAAUGAUACAGAAAAAGCAUACCAGAGCUACAGAAGUUGCAUUCCUUACUGGAGUGAGAACUCCUAUUUCUGGUGCGCACUCGGAUGCCUCUACUACCGGAACGGACAAGAGAAAGAUGCCGAAAUCGCCUUUAGUAGGUCAAUCUACUUAGACCCGAACUUCGAAGAAGCAUGGCUCAACCUCGGAUUGGUCCUAGAUUCAAGACCACAGAUGGCGUUGGAGAUUUAUAAGCAGGGAAAGGACAGAUGCGUUAAUUCAAGGGAACUCGAGAAGCGUAUACAGUCAUACAGCUUACCAAGUCAUCCAACACCAACAAUCAUAGAGGUAAAUGACGCUAAUUUCUUUGAACAAGUUCCUUUGAAAUUUGCAUCGCAAUACGUAAACGCAGUUCCAAUUUUACCAGCAAGUUUGUUCGGAAAGGCAACAGAGGGACUUAAUUUCGAAGAAUUCUCUACAUUCCCUAAGUCCUUGUUCGCGUAA
Messenger RNA from Trichomonas vaginalis G3, 1323 nucleotides. Its product is annotated as cellular component assembly. Bases 1 to 1323 code for a protein of 440 amino acids. The transcript has a single exon. The record is from RefSeq and is a predicted model, not a curated record. NCBI's taxonomy places the organism in Eukaryota, Parabasalia, Trichomonadida, Trichomonadidae. Gene Ontology annotation, molecular function: RNA polymerase II cis-regulatory region sequence-specific DNA binding; protein binding; chromatin DNA binding. Gene Ontology annotation, biological process: regulation of gene expression.